CACAUGUUGCGUUCGCCGCCGCCGCCGCGACUCUUCUUGCAGUCUGUCAAUCGCGAGCGACUCGCGCGCGCUCUCUCCUCCGACGCAACCUUUCUGCCCUGAAAUGUGUCGCCCGAAUGGAGUGGCCCUUUGCAAAAACCACACCCUCGUCGUGCAAGAUGUCUGCCUGUAAUAGCGUGCAAUUACGGUGCUGCGCCCGCGUGGACCGACAACUGGUGUCCUAGCCAGGGCUGAAGGUUCGCCCAACGCAACUCGCCAGGGCCCGCCUCCUCCUCCACACCCCCCAGCAGCAGCAACUAAGCAACCGAACAACCGCAGGCGCAUUCUUUUCCUUCCCUCAUCUUAUCCGCUAAAUCUGUGUAAAAAAAACAAUCCGAGCUCGCCUGCCCCUGAAUUCACUUUUGUGUCCGAACCGAGUUGCAGUAUUUUUUUGCUGAAUAAUUAUGCCGACUGUGAUAUUCCCCGUAAUUUUAGUUAAACCAACCGUGAUGAGUGAGCGUGCGAAUUAAGCCUUUUGCUUUCUUAUUUUUUACUUUAACUUUAGUUUUCCCUUGAUCCGUGUUUUUUUUUUAAUAUUUUUUAAAUUAAAAUGGUUGAGUUGACGGACGCUCUGUGGGUUUUGAUCCUGGGGUUCGUGGUUGCGUUCAUUUUGGCCUUCGGCAUCGGCGCCAACGAUGUGGCCAAUUCGUUCGGCACCUCGGUCGGUUCCAAAGUGCUCAGCGUCAGGCAGGCCUGCAUCCUCGGCACCAUCUUCGAGAUAGCAGGCUCGGUGCUCAUUGGGUACAAGGUGUCGGAUACAAUGCGGAAAGGGAUACUCGACGUAAACGAGUACAUAGGCCACGAAAAGGAACUGAUGAUGGGCUGCCUGUCCGCCUUGACCGGCAGUGCUGUUUGGUUGAUUGUGGCCACGUACUACAAGCUGCCCAUCUCGGGCACCCACAGCAUCGUCGGCGCCACGGUCGGCUUCUCGCUGGUGGCCCGCGGCCCUAGCGGCAUCACCUGGUCCAAACUGCUCACCAUCGUUGCUUCCUGGUUUGUGUCACCGGUGUUGUCCGGCCUGAUGUCCGCCGCCCUCUUCAUGCUGAUCCGCUACUUCAUCAUCAGGCGGCCCAGACCUUUAAUACCUGGUCUCAGGGCACUACCCUUGAUCUACGGCGUCACCAUCAUUGUCAACGUUUUCUCUAUUUUCCACGAUGGGCCCAAGCUUCUGCACUUCGACAAAAUUCCACUUUGGGGCUCGAUUGUGGCCAGCCUGAGCAUUGGCGUGGCCGUUUCCCUUGUUGUGCAGUGCUUCGUGGUACCUUACCUGCGCAAGAGCAUAAUUGAAACAACGACGAAAGAGUGCGAGGGCCAGGUCAAGUUCACCUUCGGCGAGUCUGCAGAGUCGUCUCGGGACCACAGCCCACAGCAGAGCAAAAACAUCUCAGUGGAGGACAUGGGCAAGCUGGGCGUGAUCACUGAAAACAUCGAGAUCACCGCCCUGAGCGCCGCCAACCAGCUCAAGGCCAACGGAAACUCCAAGGCCACCAAUGGCUUCAUCAUGUCUGACAAGGUCGUGACCAAGAUUGGUGAAAACGGCGACGCUCCGGUGGCGCAGCUGCAAGGAGGACUCAACUCGGGCAAUGUCACCCCCGCCUAUGGUCUUUCACCCAACAGCAGUGCAGUGCCCUUAAUCAGGGAGAGGGUGCUGACGAUACAGGACCCUGAAGCUGCGAACGGAAACCUGGCGAACGGCAAGGCCGAAGUUCACGACCCUCCCGAGGUUGGUCGUCUCUUUUCAUUCCUUCAAAUCCUGACAGCAACUUUCGGCUCCUUUGCCCACGGUGGCAAUGACGUCAGUAACGCCAUCGGCCCUCUGGUCGCCCUGUGGAUGAUCUUCAAGGACAGCUCAGUGCACCAAAACGCCGAGACGCCCUUGGCCAUCCUGCUGUACGGAGGCGUGGGCAUCUCCCUCGGCCUCUGGAUUUGGGGCAGGAGGGUCAUCCAGACCAUCGGCGAAGACCUGGCCGCCAUCACUCCUUCCACGGGCUUCACCAUUGAAAUCGGAGCUGCAUUUACCGUUUUGCUGGCCUCGAAGAUUGGCCUGCCAAUCAGCACAACUCACUGCAAGGUGGGCUCGGUCGUGUUUGUCGGCUGGAUGUCCUCGGAAGAAAAGGGCGUAGACUGGAAACUGUUUAGAAACAUUAUAUUUGCUUGGCUCGUGACGCUGCCCGUAGCUGGUUCGCUGAGUGCCGCCUGCAUGUUUCUGCUGACGAGGCUGGCUCUGUAAGCGCACAUGGCGGCCGAGCACACUCUCUCACACACAAAAGUGCAGCAUUAAACAAUAAGAGAAAAACAAGGAGACUAAGACAUGAUAUAGGGAGUGCAACGGAGGGGGGAGAAUGUAUCUUAAUUUCUUUUUUAACUCUUAACAUAAUUAUUUUUUAGACGAGUAAAAUAAUAAUUGUAUUGAAAAGAAAUGACGCGUGGUGAGAGGCCAGACCUUGUUCGUCGACAGGCUCCGAGGAGAGGAAGUAGUAGUUUUUAAAAUGAGAAUUAAGCAAUAUAUAGAUUUCAUUAUUUAAGAUUCAUGACGCAUGUUAAGAUGAUUGUGUAUCACAAAAGAGACAAAAACUCCGAGAGCAGAGUAACAUCUAUCUACUUUUUAUAUGUAAUAAAACAUACUACAUUAGUUGUG
Neocloeon triangulifer is the source of this 2677-nucleotide messenger RNA. RefSeq names its product sodium-dependent phosphate transporter 1 (gene NaPi-III). The record is from RefSeq and is a predicted model, not a curated record. The transcript has 13 exons. Gene Ontology annotation, molecular function: phosphate transmembrane transporter activity. Gene Ontology annotation, biological process: phosphate ion transmembrane transport. Bases 590 to 2269 code for a protein of 559 amino acids. Gene Ontology annotation, cellular component: membrane. NCBI's taxonomy places the organism in Eukaryota, Metazoa, Arthropoda, Insecta, Ephemeroptera, Baetidae.